Molecule: messenger RNA, 390 nt
Organism: Penaeus monodon (black tiger shrimp)
Lineage: Eukaryota; Metazoa; Arthropoda; Malacostraca; Decapoda; Penaeidae
Product: testis-specific gene A8 protein-like
Exons: 2
Coding region: 1-390 (129 amino acids)
Source: RefSeq, a predicted model, not a curated record
AUGCACUAUCACGUUCAUCAAGCAGUAGUUCCUCAAACAUUAGCAGUUCCUCAAUCAGUAGCAGUUCUUCAAGCAGUAGCAGUUCCUCGAUUAGUAGAAGCUUAUCAAAUAGCAGUAGUAGCUCCUCAAGUAGCAGCAGUUUCCUCAGGCAACAGCAGUUCCCCAAGCAUUAGCUACUCCUCAAGCAUCAGCAGUUCCUCAAGAAUUAGCCCUCCUCAGGCAGUAGCAGUUCCUCAAGCAUUAGCAGUUCCUCAAGCAGUAGCAGCUCUUCAAGCAGUAGCAGUUCCUCAAGUAGUAGUAGCAGCUCCUCAAGCAGUAGCAGCUCCUCGAACAUUAGCAAGUCCCCAUGCAGUAGCGUCUCCUCAAGCAGUAGCAGCUCCUCAAGCAUAG